UUGAGUUCAUUUAACUCUCGCAAUGGUCGAGUGAAUUAAAACACAACUGUGAUAAACCAAAAUGUAACUGAUUCCGUGCGAAAUGAAUGUAAAACGACAGAAUCUUGUGACAGGAGUGGCAAUUUUCUUUGUUUUUGUUGUGGUUGUGACUGUAUGUAGCUUAAAGGCGGGCGUCCAAAAUGACGCCCCUUCGGAGCAAGCCUCCGACAAACCCGACGUUCCAAGGGCUGUGAAAAACUGGCCGAAGAAGCCGCUUAAACUAGGUCAAGUGUCGGGAGUCUCCGUGAAUUCCGCCUUCCAACCCGUCAUUUUCCACCGUGCAGAUCGAGUUUUUGACCAAUACACAUUUAACUCAACAAACCACUUCCAACAACUCCACUUGGGACCAAUCGCAGAACCCACAGUUCUCACCCUUGACCCACAAACCGGCCAGGUUUUGGGCCAAUGGGGCGAAAACUUCUUCUUCAUGCCCCAUGGCCUGACCAUCGACCGGCACGACAACCUGUGGGUGACCGACGUGGCCCUCCAUCAAGCCUUCAAAUUCAAACCGGGCGAAUUGAGCCCUAUUUUGACUUUCGGCCAGCGCUUGACUCCCGGUUCGAGCAAAAACCACCUGUGCAUGCCCACUUCGAUCGCUGUGGCCUCCGAAGGCGAGGUUUUCAUCGCUGACGGUUACUGCAACAGCAGGAUUUUGAAAUUUAAUGCCGCAGGAGUCCUGUUGAGAAUUAUUCCGAGCCCUCCAGAGUUUUUGUCGCUGCAAGUGCCCCACGGAGUCGCCCUCAUCGAAUCUUUAGACCGAUUGUGUGUCGCUGAUAGGGAAAAUAUGAGAGUCACUUGUCCCAGAGCCGGAUUGUACAGCAUGAAAGGGAAAUCCGAGCCGGCUCUCACCAUCCAACAACCCGAUAUGGGACGAGUGUUUGGAGUGGCAGCAAAAGGAAAAUUGAUUUAUGCCGUUAAUGGACCAACAAAUCAGCUGCUACCGGUCCAAGGACUGACCAUUGAUCCGCAAGCUGAGGCUGUCAUCGACCACUGGGCCCCAGAAGAGGGCUUUGGGAACCCGCACGCCAUCGCCGUGUGCCCCAACGGUUCGGCCCUGUACGUGGCCGAAAUCGGUCCGAACCGGAUCUGGAAAUUCGAGCUGGUCCCGCCGAAGAAGAAGUAACCAAAUAUCAAACAUUGAUUUAUAAUUUUUCAAAAGAGAGAAACAAUAGUUUAGUUGAGCCGUAAUUGUGUAUAGAAAUUAUUGUUGAAAUGUCCUUGCUGUACCAUCAUUUCUAUAGACAAUAAAAGAAAAAUGUCCCGUUUUG
Molecule: messenger RNA, 1307 nt
Organism: Tribolium castaneum (red flour beetle)
Lineage: Eukaryota; Metazoa; Arthropoda; Insecta; Coleoptera; Tenebrionidae
Product: peptidyl-alpha-hydroxyglycine alpha-amidating lyase 2
Exons: 7
Coding region: 83-1162 (359 amino acids)
Biological process (GO): peptide metabolic process
Cellular component (GO): extracellular region; membrane
Molecular function (GO): protein binding; catalytic activity
Source: RefSeq, a predicted model, not a curated record